CGUUGAUCGCAGACGCAGACAUGGCGGCCUACAGGUAGAACACACUGUGUUAAUGUUGAUGUUAAUUUGAGGGUGAUCGGGGAAAAUCAGCAGAUAUGCUCGGACUGACAUUGAAAGAGGUGUCUUUGGCAUUCAGGGAGGGGAGAAUCUCCCCAACUGAGCUCUGUAGGAAGUGUUUGAAUCGCAUCAAAAAAACUCAGCGCCUGAAUGCUUACAUCACCGUGACAGAGGACUUUGCUCUGAAACAGGCUCGACAGUCGGAAGCAAGGCUGCUUCAAGGCAUCCCCAAAGGGCCCCUGGAUGGGAUCCCCUUUGCAGUCAAGGACAAUUUCUGCACUGCCAAUAUCAGGACAACAUGUGCCUCCAAGAUGCUGAAAGACUACACUCCGCCCUACAAUGCUACAGUUGUACAAAAGCUUCUUGACCAAGGGGCUGUGCUGAUGGGGAAGACUAACAUGGACGAGUUUGCGAUGGGGGCAGGCAGUACCGACGGGGCGUUCGGUCCGGUCAGAAACCCGUGGAGCUACGCAGCUUCAUACAGAACACAGGCGGGAGCAGCUUCUGACUCCGACUGGGUCAUCACUGGAGGAAGUUCUGGGGGAAGUGCCGCGGCUGUCGCCUCAUGCACAAGCUACCUGGCUUUGGGUUCAGACACAGGCGGCUCAACCCGUAAUCCCGGAGCGCUGUGUGGAGUUGUCGCCCUGAAGCCCACUUACGGCCUGGUGUCAAGGCAUGGGCUCAUUCCCUUAGUUAAUUCCAUGGAUGUCCCUGGAAUUAUUACACGCAGCGUCGGUGACGCAGCUAUCACCCUGGGUGUCCUCCAAGGCGCUGAUGUUAGAGACUCGACCACAGUUCCUGCCCCGUCAGCACUAACAGAGCUUCCUGAAGACUUUGAUGUCAGGAACAUCUGUGUUGGCAUCCCCAAGGAGUACCAUGCCCCCGGCCUGUCUGAGGAGACCCUGGCUCAGUGGAGUCGUGUUGCAGACUUGUUUGAAAAAGCCGGAGCCCGGGUGGAGCAGGUUUCCCUCCCACACACUCAGUACUCCAUCGUCUGCUACCACGUCCUUUGCCACGCCGAGGUGGCGUCAAACAUGGCCCGAUUUGAUGGACUGGAAUACGGACACCGGAGUGAGAUGAAGAGCUCCACGGAGGUGAUGUAUGCUUCAACUCGACACGAGGGCUUCAACGAUGUAGUCAGAGGGAGGAUUCUUUCCGGGAACUACUUCCUGCUUAAACAGAACUACCAGCACUACUUUGUGAAGGCCCAAAAAGUCCGUCGGCUCAUUGCCGACGACUUCCGGCACGUUUUUGGCUCAGGGAUCGAUGUGCUGCUGACUCCCACGACUCUGACUGAUGCGGCCUGUUACCAUGACUUCACACAGGAAGAUAACCGCACUCGCAGCGCACAGGAAGAUGUUUUCACCCAACCUGCAAACAUGGCUGGCCUCCCUGCCGUCUCUGUGCCAACCGGGUUAUCACAGCGGGGUCUGCCCAUUGGCUUACAGCUCAUCGGCCCCGCCCUGGAAGACAAGAAGCUGCUUUGUGUCGCUCAGUGGGUGGAGCAGAGUGUGGGCUUCCCAUCCAUCAGUGACUGCGAAAACACACAGGAGAGCAGGAAGGAUCCGGGAGCGACCAGGAGAGAGCAGACUUCAGCCGUCUGAGGAGCGCUUUCGAUGCUAUCAAAACUAAAACGACUCCUGAUAUCCUCAUAGGAAGCUCUAUACGGAGUUAUUGGAUCACAAAUUGCAGAUGCUUUAUAGUGAUAAAGUAUAACUACAGAAUGUUGAAACCUGAGUACUGUUUAACUGGGAUGUUGCAUCACAUCCUGUUAAAUAGACAUAAUGUAAAAGCCGGCCUUUCUCAUUAAACUUGUAUAUAUUUACGGAGCCAAAGCUCUUCCACUCUGUCCAUACUGUCCAUCUUUGUCGUUGACUAUGAAAUUCAUUUUGAGAAA
Poecilia latipinna (sailfin molly) is the source of this 1954-nucleotide messenger RNA. RefSeq names its product glutaminyl-tRNA amidotransferase subunit QRSL1 (gene qrsl1). The record is from RefSeq and is a predicted model, not a curated record. The transcript has 11 exons. Gene Ontology annotation, biological process: mitochondrial translation; glutaminyl-tRNAGln biosynthesis via transamidation. Gene Ontology annotation, cellular component: glutamyl-tRNA(Gln) amidotransferase complex; mitochondrion. Gene Ontology annotation, molecular function: glutaminyl-tRNA synthase (glutamine-hydrolyzing) activity. Bases 96 to 1661 code for a protein of 521 amino acids. Lineage: Eukaryota; Metazoa; Chordata; Actinopteri; Cyprinodontiformes; Poeciliidae.